AUGCUUGCAAGAGAAGAUCAAGAUACUGUAGAGGAGUCUGAUGAGCAGCAAAUAAACGAAGAAUAUAAAAUAUGAAAGAAGAAUACACCAUUUCUCUAUGAUUACGUAGUAACCCACGUUCUCGAAUGGCCCUCAUUAACAGUAGAUUGGCUUCCAGUUGUUGAUGAAAGAAAUAACACAGAUUACACUGUGCACAAGCUCGUGAUAGGCACUCACACUUCAAAAUCAGAGCAGGACCAGCUCAUAAUUGCUACUGUUAAAAUCCCUACUGAAGAGUCUAUAAUAAACUCAAGGGUUUACCAAGAUAACACCAAAGAUGUAGGAGGAGUAGGACUUCUCGCUAACACUGAAAACAAAAUAGAGCUUUCUGUCAAAAUAAACCACGACGGAGAAGUUAAUCGAGUUCGAGUUAUGCCCAAAUCAGAAGGAAUUCUUGCUACUAAAAGUCCUUCAGGAUUAGUUUAUGUAUAUGAUUACACAAAACAUCCUAAAGUUUCUGAUAAAGGUCCUCAACUUAUCUUGCAAGGACAUAGAAAAGAAGGAUAUGGGCUUUCUUGGAACCCAGAAAACACAAACCUUCUAGCAAGUGGCUCAGAUGACCGCUUAGUCUGUGUAUGGGACAUUAUAGGCCACGCCGAGGCAAAUUCUAGACUUAACCCUUAUAGAGUCCUGUCAGCCCACACAAAUAUUGUUGGAGAUGUCUCAUGAAAUUAUUCGAACCCAAACAUUCUGGCUUCAGUCGGGGAUGAUAGAAAAUUAAUUUUGUGGGAUUUAAACCAAGAAAACCCUAUCGAAAUUAUUGAUGCUCACAGCAAUGAAAUAAAUUCUGUUGAUUUCAAUAAAUUUGAGGAGAAUUUAUUAGCGACAGGUAGUAAAGAUAAGACUGUAGCGAUUUGGGAUAUAAGAAACAUGCAGAAGAAGGUCCAUUCCUUUGAGUUUCAUAAAGACACUGUAUUUAAUGUCAGAUGGUCACCAACUUCUGGGACACUUCUUGCAUCAACAGGAAAGGAUAGAAGAGUGCUGAUAUGGGAUUUAUCGAAGAUUGGGGCCCCGCAAACAGAUGAAGAAGCUUUAGAUGGACCUCCUGAGCUGCUAUUUAUACAUGGAGGACACACUUCGAGCAUUUCAGAUUUCUCGUGGAAUCAUUAUGAAGAAUUAAUGAUGGCUUCAGUUUCUGAAGAUAAUAUUUUGCAAGUUUGGGAAAUGACUCGUGCAAUGUUUUCUCCAAAUGACGAAGAUUUAGAAGGAAGCGAUCCAAUGGAACUUUGCAAUAAUUAA
Blepharisma stoltei is the source of this 1278-nucleotide messenger RNA. The record is from the annotation of a GenBank genome assembly. Lineage: Eukaryota; Ciliophora; Heterotrichea; Heterotrichida; Blepharismidae.